AUGCCAAGAUCCCCAACACCAGAUAGAUAUCGAAAAAGAGAAUACCGCGAUCUUGAUGCACCCCGUUCAAGAUCACGUUCAUAUUCUCCACCUAGAAGACGAAGAGACGAUAGUUAUGAUAGAUAUAAAUAUGACGGCCGUAGUAGACGUAGAGAAGAUAGCUAUGAUAGAUAUACUCGUGGACGCUCAAGGUCGAGUCGAUCCCCUUCAAGAAGAGAUAGACGAAGUGAUAGAAGCAUUGAGCGUAGGGAUAGAGGUAGAGGUAAAUAUAAAAGUCGUAGUCGUUCUAAAUCACCCUCUUACCGUCGUCGACAUUCCUCUGAGGAUGAUAGACGAAGAAGAAGAAGAGAUGAGAAAGAAAAGGAAGAAGAUGAAUCUGUAGAAGAAGAUGGAGAAGAAAAUAUCGAUGAGGAAGAAGAUGAAGAAACUAAAAUGAUGAAAUUAAUGGGAUUUGGAGGUUUUGAUACAACCAAAAAUAAGAAAGUUCCUGGCGCAGAUGUAUCUGGUGCUAAAAUUCGUAAGCCUUUAAAAUAUCGUCAAUAUAUGAAUCGUAGAGGUGGAUUUAAUAGACCAUUGGAUGGUUGA
Messenger RNA from Cokeromyces recurvatus, 585 nucleotides. RefSeq lists its product as uncharacterized. Gene Ontology annotation, biological process: RNA splicing. The transcript is spliced from 3 exons. Lineage: Eukaryota; Fungi; Mucoromycota; Mucoromycetes; Mucorales; Mucoraceae. Gene Ontology annotation, cellular component: precatalytic spliceosome. The record is from RefSeq and is a predicted model, not a curated record. Bases 1 to 585 code for a protein of 194 amino acids.